CCGUUUGCAACGGUGGCGGCGAGCUCCGCGUAGCCCGGCUGAGCGAAAGCAAGACGUCCGCGUUGACCCCUCGGGGACGUCUGCUCGAGCGGCGGGUGCCACCAGGAGAGUCGACGCGAUGCCGGUCGAAGUGGUGCAGGUGCAGCCGUUCGAGGGCCAAAAGCCCGGCACCAGCGGGCUGCGCAAGCCCACCAAGACGUUCAUGCAGCCAAAUUACACGGAGUGCUUCAUCCAGUCCAUCUUCGACACGGUCGGACCCGACCUGGAAGGAUCCACGCUCGUCGUGGGCGGUGACGGACGCUACUUCGUCAAGGAGGCCACGAUGACGAUCAUUCAGAUGGCCGCCGCAAACAAGGUUAAGCACAUCGUGGUGGGUCAGAACUCCCUGUUCUCCACUCCGGCCGUGUCGUGCGUGAUACGCAAGCGCAAGGCCCUGGGUGGCAUCUUGCUCACCGCCAGCCACAACCCUGGAGGCAUCGACGCCGACUUCGGCAUCAAGUACAACAUCUCCAAUGGAGGUCCGGCGCCGGAGUCUGUGACGAGCGCCAUCCACGUGGUGACCACGUGCAUCCACGAGUACCGCACCUGCCCCGAUGUGUCGCCCGACCUGAGCCAGCUGGGCUCGCAGACCUUCGACAUCGAGGGGCGACCUUUCACCGUGGAAGUCGUCGACGUGGUCGCCGACUACGUCGAGCUCGCGCAGCAGGUGUUCGACUUCGACGCCAUCCGCAACCUGAUCGUGGGCAGUGAGGCGCGGCCCCCGUUCCGGGUGCUCGUCAACAGCAUGCACGGCGUGACGGGGCCCUACUGCCGGCGCAUCUUCUCCGAGCUGCUGGGCGUGCCCCUCGAGAACGUCCGCAACAGCGAGCCGCUCGCCGACUUCGGCGGCAAGCACCCGGACCCGAACCUGACGUACGCCAAGGAGUUGGUGGACGAGAUGCGCACGGGGCCCUUCGACAUGGGCGCCGCCUUCGACGGAGACGGGGACCGCAACAUGAUCCUGGGCGGGGGCGCCUUCUUCGUGACGCCCUCGGACUCGCUGGCCGUGCUUGCGGACAACAUGCACGCCAUCCCGUACUUCCAGGCGACGGGCAUCCGGGGCCUGGCGCGCAGCAUGCCCACCGCGGGCGCCGUGGACCGGGUCGCGAAGGCCAAGGGCCUGCCCAUGUACGAGACGCCCACCGGGUGGAAGUUCUUCGGCACGCUCAUGGACGCCGGACGCCUGUCGCUCUGCGGCGAGGAGAGCUUCGGCACCGGCUCCGACCACGUCCGGGAGAAGGACGGCGUGUGGGCCGCCCUGGCGUGGCUGUCGGUGCUGGCGCACAGCGGCAAGGGCGUCCAGGAGAUCUGCGAGGACCACUGGGCGCGCUACGGGCGCAACUACUUCACGCGCUACGACUACGAGGAGUGCGAGACCGGCGCCGCGCACCAGCUGAUGCAGCACAUUGAGGGCCGCAUGAACGACCCGGCCUUCAAGGGGCGCCGCUUCCUGUGCGACGGCCGCGUCUACACCGUGGCCAAGGCCGACGACUUCACGUACACCGACCCGAUCGACGGGUCCACUUCCAUCAAGCAGGGCCUGCGCAUCGUGUUCACCGACGGCUCCCGCAUUGUGUACCGCCUGAGCGGAACGGGCAGCCAGGGUGCCACCAUUCGGGUCUACAUCGACAGCUACGAGCCGGACCCGCUCAAGUGCAAGGAGGACUCGCAGAAGAUGCUGCGUCCCCUGGUGGCCGUCGCCCUCCACAUCUCGGACAUGAAGAACUUCAUCGGCCGCACCAGGCCGACCGUGAUCACGUGAGCUGGGACCGGCGUCGCUCGCCGCCACCAACCCCCCCACCACCGCCGCCCCGCUCGCCCGGCGAGGGGCGCAACUAGUCCCCGGUGCCAAGGCUGUACUGCGCGGAAGCUGCCAACAAAGGAAUGGGUCGAACGGCAUCUCACGACGCUGCGUGCAGAGCAGCGUGCCCUCGGUGCCCGCUGCUCCGCCAACAUUUGAUUCUCCUCGAGGCAAUAAAACCCACUUACUUGGA
Messenger RNA from Dermacentor andersoni, 2033 nucleotides. RefSeq names its product phosphoglucomutase-1-like. NCBI's taxonomy places the organism in Eukaryota, Metazoa, Arthropoda, Arachnida, Ixodida, Ixodidae. The record is from RefSeq and is a predicted model, not a curated record. Gene Ontology annotation, molecular function: magnesium ion binding; phosphoglucomutase activity. Gene Ontology annotation, biological process: carbohydrate metabolic process. Gene Ontology annotation, cellular component: cytosol.